Molecule: messenger RNA, 1851 nt
Organism: Naegleria fowleri
Lineage: Eukaryota; Heterolobosea; Eutetramitea; Acrasida; Naegleriidae
Exons: 2
Coding region: 1-1851 (616 amino acids)
Molecular function (GO): protein phosphatase binding; protein phosphatase regulator activity
Source: RefSeq, a predicted model, not a curated record
AUGCUAUUUAAAUUAGGAUUUCAUAACAAAUCACCCGUAGAAUUGCUCUUAGAAAAUGACGAUUGUACAUUAGAGCAAAUUCUUGAUGAAGAAGAUGUUAUUUCAGAAGCAAAAGCUCAUUACGGAAAAUUAAUCGAUUUCCUUGCGAAGAGUGAGAAUUUAACAAAGAUGAUUGACUACAUCACCAUUGAGAUUCCUCUCGAUCAAAUUCAAACCCUCAAGAACCAAACAAAGAGUGAGGAAACUGAAAAGGCAGACGACACUACAGAAUCUGAAGAAGUUCAUUUAAAUGAAGAAAAGCUUCAAAAGAGAAUAUUCAAAUAUCCAAGAAUAGCAGCAGAGAUUUUAUGUUGCGAUAUUGAUGCUCUCUAUUCAGCCAUUGUGUCUGAUAAGUUGUUGCUAACAUCUCUUUUUGACUUUAUUUCACAUGAAAAACAGACACUGAAUCCUCAACUAACUAAUUAUUGGAUUCGUGUUGUAACCUGUUUGGUUCAAAGAAAACCCAUAGAAGUACACAAAUUCAUAAUGUCUCAAGGAGAGUCCUUCGUAUUGAACUUUUGUAAACAUAUCGGAGUACCUGGAAUGGAUGAACUUUUACUUAAGCUCAUUUCAUGUGAAUUGUACGACUUGAUAAUUUCUGCAGAGACUAAUCGAUCAGCUAAACAACAACUCAAACUUCGAUUAAUUGAUGCUAAGGACAACUCCGACGCUACAAAUGUAAUUAAGAGCUCAGUUAAAUGGUGGACUGAUGCUCAAGUUCCAUUUAAACUUAUCGAGAAAUUAUCUCCACAAUACUCUUCAGAAUGCCACAUUAACGUUACAAGAGUGUUGAGCGAAAUUAUUAGACGAUCAUUGCAGUAUAAUCUAGAUAUUCAAAAGCUUAAUCCUCUUGCUACUUCCAUUUUGUCUGACUCAGUUUUAUGCAAAUUAAUGGACACUCUCUUGGAGAAUACUGAUGUACUGAACGAAGGCAUUGCAUUGUUGCAUACUUUAAUAGACACCAGCGUAGAUUUAAUGGAUGCAGAUUUCGAUGAAUGUUUACCAAGUGCCAUCAAAGUUAUUCUCACCAAAUUGCCCCAGUUAGUACAACUGUUGGAGAGUCCACCUACACAACAGCCUCUGACACUAACAUUUGGUGUUUUAAACCCUCCUUUAGGUGAAACAAGGCUUAAAAUUAUUGAAUUCCUUUCAAGCCUUUUUCAUAUUAGAUGUGAAGUCGUCGAAAAGGCUCUAAUAGCUAGCAACGUUCUAGGAGUAAUAGUUAAUCUAUUUUUCCAAUACGAGUUUAACAAUAUGCUUCACAAUUUAUUAUUGAACAUUAUUAGCUUCAUUUUGGCAAGUGAGAGUCAACCAUUGAAAAAACACCUUUUCGUUGAUUGUGCAAUAGUUGAACGUAUUCUACAAGCGUUCAAAGUGAACGAGCAAGCCCAAAAUGAAAGCAAAAUACGAAAGGGUUAUAUGGGACAUUUAACAAUAAUCUCAAAUACAAUUGUUUCAACCGCAAAUUCUGAUGAAACUGUUGCUUCCCUCACUAAAGACAUUUCUGGAUGGAAAGAAUUUGUAGAAACAUCUCUCUCAGAAAGAAAUAUGAUCGAGACACGACAAAUGGGCUCAGAUGACUCUUAUCUUUCUUUGGUUGGAGGAGCUACACCAAACACAAAUCAUGCACCCCUCUCUGAUGAAGAAAGGAAAGAAUUAGAGGAUGCAUUUCAAGAUUUUGAUGAUGACAUGGCAGAAGAAUAUAAGGACGAUAGCGCGAAGGAGCUCAAUGAAGAAAAUGCAUCCACCAAAGACUCCUCUCCUCUUUCUGAAUCCAUCCAGACCAAUAGUGAAAUGCACCUUGAACUAUAA